Messenger RNA from Strigops habroptila (Kakapo), 4091 nucleotides. RefSeq names its product glycogen phosphorylase, liver form. Gene Ontology annotation, cellular component: cytoplasm. Gene Ontology annotation, molecular function: pyridoxal phosphate binding; glycogen phosphorylase activity. The transcript is spliced from 20 exons. Bases 335 to 2902 code for a protein of 855 amino acids. Gene Ontology annotation, biological process: glycogen catabolic process. NCBI's taxonomy places the organism in Eukaryota, Metazoa, Chordata, Aves, Psittaciformes, Psittacidae. The record is from RefSeq and is a predicted model, not a curated record.
CGCCGCCCGGCGCCGGUGCGGGCUCCGCUCGUUCCCCGGCUCCCUGCCCCUUCCGCUUUGCACGGCCGUGGGGUCCGUCCCUCUGCACUCCCCUCUGUGCCCCCGCCCGGCGUGGCGGUCCCCGGGACCCCACCACUUUGCGCUGCUCCCGCCCCACCAGCGGGCGGCCCGUGGCGCCGGCCCCUCCCCAUCCCCGUCCCGCUGCCCGUGCCGGUGCCGGUGCGGGUCCCCUCCCCGGGGUGGUGCCAGCGCGGGGCGGAGGCGGAACCCGGAGCCGGUGGUCAGCCCCGCCGCGGCGUUGUGCCCCGUGUGCGUCCCCCGCAGCCCCGCCGGGAUGUCGCGGCCGCUGUCGGACCAGGAGCGGCGGAAGCAGAUCAGCAUCCGCGGGAUCGUGGGAGCCGAGAGCGUGGCCGAGCUGAAGCAGGGCUUCAACCGGCACCUCCACUUCACCCUGGUCAAGGACCGCAACGUGGCCACCCCCCGCGACUACUACUUCGCCCUGGCGCACACCGUGCGGGACCAUCUGGUGGGGCGCUGGAUCCGCACCCAGCAGUACUACUACGAGAAGGACCCCAAGAGGAUUUACUACCUCUCCCUGGAGUUUUACAUGGGGCGGACACUGCAGAACACCAUGAUUAACCUGGGGCUGCAGAAUGCCUGCGACGAAGCCAUCUACCAGCUUGGGCUGGACAUGGAAGAGCUGGAGGAAAUAGAGGAGGAUGCUGGUCUUGGCAAUGGUGGCCUGGGCAGGCUUGCUGCCUGCUUCCUCGACUCGAUGGCAACACUGGGGCUGGCAGCCUACGGCUACGGCAUCCGCUACGAGUACGGCAUCUUCAACCAGAAGAUCCGGGACGGGUGGCAGGUGGAAGAAGCCGACGACUGGCUCCGGCACGGCAACCCCUGGGAGAAAGCCCGUCCCGAGUACAUGCUGCCCGUGCACUUCUACGGCCGGGUGGAGCACACGGCCACCGGCGCCAAGUGGGUCGACACCCAGGUGGUGCUGGCACUGCCCUACGAUACCCCCGUGCCCGGGUACAUGAACAACACCGUCAACACCAUGCGCCUUUGGUCGGCUCGAGCACCCAACGACUUCAACCUGCGGGACUUCAAUGUUGGAGACUACAUCCAGGCUGUGCUGGACAGAAAUCUGGCAGAGAACAUAUCCCGCGUCCUCUACCCCAAUGACAAUUUCUUCGAAGGGAAGGAGCUGCGGCUGAAGCAGGAGUACUUCGUGGUGGCUGCCACCCUCCAGGAUAUCAUACGCCGCUUCAAAGCAUCCAAAUUUGGGAGCACCGACAGUGUCCGAAUCGUGUUUGAUUCCUUCCCUGACCAGGUUGCCAUCCAGCUGAACGACACGCACCCUGCCAUGGCCAUCCCUGAGCUGAUGAGGAUUUUUGUGGACAUCGAGAAGCUGCCGUGGAACAAGGCCUGGGACAUCACCGAGCGGACCUUUGCCUACACCAACCACACAGUGCUUCCCGAAGCCCUGGAGCGCUGGCCAGUGGACCUGGUGGAGAAACUGCUCCCCAGACACCUGCAGAUCAUCUGUGAGAUCAACCAGAGACACCUGGAUCACAUCGCAUUCCUCUUCCCUAAUGAUGUGGACCGGCUGCGGAGGAUGUCCCUGAUUGAGGAGGGAGGUACCAAGAGGAUCAACAUGGCCCAUCUCUGCAUCGUCGGCUCCCACGCUGUCAACGGCGUGGCAAAGAUCCACUCAGAAAUAGUCAAGACUCAAGUCUUCGAGGACUUUGCAGCGCUGGAGCCGGAGAAGUUUCAGAACAAGACCAACGGCAUCACCCCGCGGCGCUGGCUCCUGCUCUGCAACCCGGGGCUGGCGGAGCUCAUCGCAGAGAAAAUAGGGGAGGACUAUGUGCGGGACCUGAGCCAGCUGACAAAGCUGCACGAGUGUGUGGACGAUGACAUCUUCAUCCGGGAGGUUGCCAAAGUGAAGCAGGAGAACAAGGUGAAGUUCGCGCUGUACCUGGAGAAGGAGUACAAAGUGAAGAUCAACCCUUCCUCCAUGUUCGAUGUGCAUGUGAAGAGGAUCCACGAGUACAAGCGGCAGCUGAUGAACUGCCUGCACAUCAUCACUAUGUACAACCGCAUCAGGAGGGAUCCUGCAAAGCUGUUUGUGCCAAGGACAGUUAUCAUUGGGGGCAAGGCUGCCCCAGGAUAUCACAUGGCUAAAAUGAUCAUCAAGCUCAUUAAUGCUGUGGCUCAGGUGGUGAACAACGACUCCGUUGUGGGGAGUAAGCUGAAGGUCAUCUUCCUGGAGAACUACAGGGUCUCGCUGGCAGAGAAAGUGAUCCCUGCUACUGACCUGUCGGAGCAGAUCUCCACAGCAGGCACCGAGGCGUCGGGCACGGGGAACAUGAAGUUCAUGCUGAAUGGGGCUCUGACCAUCGGCACCAUGGAUGGAGCCAACGUGGAAAUGGCCGAGGAGGCUGGGGAGGAAAACCUGUUCAUCUUCGGCAUGAGGGUGGAGGAUGUCGCAGAGCUCGACAGGGAAGGGUACGAUGCCCAGAAGUACUACGACCAGCUCCCUGAGUUGAAGCAAGCCAUUGACCAGAUUAAGAGUGGCUUCUUCUCCCCAGAGGAGCCUGACCUCUUCAAAGACGUGGUCAACAUGCUCUUCCACCAUGACAGGUUUAAAGUUUUUGCAGACUACGAGGCUUAUGUCAAGUGCCAGGAGAAGGUCAGCGAGCUGUACCUGAACUCCAAGGCAUGGACCAAGAUGGUCAUCAGGAACAUCGCAGCAGCUGGCAAGUUCUCCAGCGACCGCACCAUCAAGGAAUACGCCCGGGACAUCUGGCACGUGGAGCCCUCCAACCUGAAGAUCCCACCACCCAACGAGCCCCGGGACGCGGCUGAGCACCAGACCCACAACGGCGCAGCAGCGUAGGGGCAUGGAGCUGCUGCCAGCCAGAGCUGGGGAUGUGAGCACGGAUGCUGUAAAAUGGUCUCUGUCUCUGCUGCGUGGUGUCUGUGCUGCUGCUGGCUUUCCUACGGGUGGGGAAGGGGCAAUUUUUAUAACCCAAGUGUCGUGCAGAAAGCAAAAACUGUUGCCCCGUUGUGUCACUGGAGUCCAAGGGGCUGUUUGCUGAAGCCUAAAUUGGGACUGGGCUCGCACCAACACUAAUGCAGAAACUGGGUGUCAGGGGCGAGGUGCUGGGGCUCGGACAGGGAUAGGGUGGGCAACACCACUGGACACAGCUGUCUAAGCCCUUGUAGGUGCUGCUGAAGCAGGACUUGGGGUGCAGCUCUUGCCAGUCCUGAGGCAUCAGUGCUGGGGAGUUAAGGGGUAUUUGCAGCAGGGCUGUGUACCCCCACCACUGCCCCCUGUGAUGCUCCUGGGCAUGGCUUGCAUGGUCCUGUCCCAGGAGCAGCACCCAGAUCACAACAGUAUUCCCAUCCCCUACGUAACCUGAAGCAUCCUCGAGGUAGUGGGCGAAUUAGAGCAUUUUUCAGUAGUUUUUAUUACUUACAACAGUAAGUUCAGUGCCAUAACAGGUUCCUGGUGUGGGCUUGAGGAAGUGCUUGUGGUUGCUGCAUGCAGCAGCUGCCAUCACUUAAUGUUCAAGAAGUCUCUGUAACAAGAUUCAGUAAAUUUUACACUGUUAUUGCUGACCAUCCUAUGCUGCUUCCGAGACUGGUUUCUGAUCCCUGGAUGCGGGUCUGAGCCAGGCUUAGAGUAAAUCUGCGUACCCAGGGCAAAGAGGAUAUCCCUAGGUCUUUUCUAGGCAAGGUUCGAAUUCCCUCUUCUACCCAAACAACUGGGUCUAUUUUUAACUCAUCCUGUUCUGUUAAUAGAGCCAUUGAAACCAAAAUUUGAUCCCUGUAAGUUUUCACUCCUAACCCUAGUUGUACAAUUAAAUCUCUCCCUAGCAAGUUGCUUCCUGGUUCAGGAAUGUAUAACAAUUGCCCUUGAAUUGUUCUGCUAUUUAAUUCAAGGCAGUGUCUUCAAAAAUGGGAACUGAAAAUCCCUCUCACUGAAAAUCCCUCUCAGUUUUACUCCUGAAACAGUUAUCCUUUGGUUUACUAAUUUCAGUGUACCUGAUUGUGUGAUUACAUGUGCACAUGUGUGCAAUUAA